CCUCACAGCGCCGCUCCCGCGCCAGCGCCGCGCCUCAGGCCGCCGCCAUGGGCUGCUGGGGCCGCAACCGCGGCCGGCUGCUGUGCAUGCUGCUGCUGACCUUCAUGUUCAUGGUGCUGGAGGUGGUGGUGAGCCGGGUGACCGCGUCGCUCGCCAUGCUGUCCGACUCCUUCCACAUGCUGUCGGACGUGCUGGCGCUCGUGGUGGCGCUGGUGGCCGAGCGCUUCGCCCGGAGGACCCACGCCACGCAGAAGAACACGUUCGGCUGGAUCCGCGCUGAGGUGAUGGGCGCGCUGGUGAACGCCAUCUUCCUCACGGGGCUGUGCUUCGCCAUCCUGCUGGAGGCCGUCGAGCGCUUCAUCGAGCCCCACGAGAUGCAGCAGCCGCUCGUCGUGCUGUGCGUCGGCGUGGCGGGGCUGCUGGUCAACGUGCUGGGGCUCUGCCUCUUCCACCACCACAGCGGCGAGGGCCAGGGCGCGGGCCACGGCCACUCGCACGGCCACGGCCACCUCGCCAAGGGCGCGCGCAAGGCGGGCCGCGCGGGGGGCGAGGCGGGCGCGACGCCCGGCCGCACGCCGGACCAGGAGGAGACCAACACGCUGGUAGCCAACACCAGCAAUUCCAACGGGCUCAAGGCGGACCCGACAGAGCCAGAGAAAUCCAGACACGAUGACCCAGUGGACGUACAAGUUAACGGGAAUCUGAUCCAGCAGCCUGAGCGCCUGGAGUCAGAAGACAGCAAGGCCGGACAGCUGAACAUGCGAGGGGUGUUCCUGCACGUCCUCGGGGACGCCUUGGGCUCCGUGAUCGUAGUGGUGAAUGCCUUGCUGUUUUUCUUUUACUGGAAGGGCUGUUCUGAAGAGGACCUUUGUAUGAACCCAUGUUUUCCUGACCCCUGCAAAUCGGCUGUGGAGAUAGUCAACAGCACCCAGGCCCCGGUUCACGAGGCUGGGCCAUGCUGGGUUCUCUACCUAGACCCAACUCUCUGUAUUAUAAUGGUUUGUAUACUUCUUUACACUACCUACCCACUGCUUAAGGAAUCUGCUCUCAUUCUUCUACAAACCGUUCCCAAGCAGAUUGAUAUCAAGCAUUUGGUAAAGGAGCUCCGAGCUGUUGAAGGAGUUGAGGAAGUUCAUGAGUUACACGUCUGGCAGCUCGCCGGAAGUAGAAUCAUCGCCACUGCUCACAUCAAAUGUGAAGACCCAGCUUCAUACAUGCAGGUGGCCAAAACCAUUAAAGAUGUUUUCCAUGACCAUGGGAUCCACGCGACCACCAUACAGCCUGAAUUUGCUAGCGUAGGCUCCAAGUCAAGUGUCGCCCCGUGUGAGCUUGCCUGCAGAACUCAGUGUGCUCUGAAGCAGUGCUGCGGGACGCGGCCUCAGGUCCAUUCAGGGAAGGACACAGAGAAGGCCCCCACAGUCAGCAUCUCUUGUUUAGAACUCAGCGAGAACCUGGAGAAGAGGACCCGAAGGACUAACCCUGAAGGCGGCCUCCCCGCUGUGGUGAUAGAGAUUAAAAACGUGCCAAAAAAGCAGCCCGAAUCAUCUUUGUGAGUCUCGAGGGAAAAGAUGAGAUAUUUGACUUUUGCUUUUUAACUGCAAGAGAAAAUAGACUCCAUUGAAAUACUAAGUUUGCCAAGUAGUGUAACUGACAUCCUUGUCUGGUCGCACAGUUUAAUUCUAUUUUUGUAAGAGCAUAGGGGACUGCACAGUAGAGUGCUCUGCACUACAGCCUGUGAUCAUCAGUGUAGGCGCAGCUGUGCUGUAACAUGUUUUGAGAGCCAGUUUUAACACUAUGUUACAUUGUUGUUUAAAGUAAGUAUAAACCUUAUAUGAUGACAUUUGAUUCCCGGUUUUCCCAUGAUAAAAGUUGCGGGGGAGGGGUAAAUAAAAUUGUUACUGGAAUUUCUCUGCUUUUCUUUCCCCACCAUUGUUGUAUAUUAUUUCUUAGAAUUAUAAUUGCUAGACCUUUAACGUCACCAAGUUUGUUUCCUCUGAUGUUUUAGGGAAUAGCUAGUUGCCCUUUGAGAUCAUAAACAUAGCAUAUUUUCAGAAUGGCUCAUGACUAUUACCAGGAAGUAAGGUUAGCUACUAUUCUGGACUCUUUACUCAGUAGUAAUCUCUCCCACGGUGAGAUAAUUCACAGGAUGGAGUACAGUUUACACAUAGUGGAGCAUAUAAGGGAUAAGAGCAGGUAAGAAGGCGAGCUAAGUAGAUGAUUAUACGUUAAGGUUACAUCUCUAAACUAUCUUGAAAUUUUCAAAUGGUUUUAUUCUACCAAAGUCAGCCCAAACAUGUUUGCCAGUGUUGCUUUCUUUCAAAGAUUGGUAUUAGCAAUUAAAACAAAAGGUUCUAAAUGCAUGAAUAUUUUUGGGAAUGCAGAGUUAGUCUUGGCUUAAGUGCAAACUAUUAAUCUUAAAUUGUGUCUUUGGAAAAAACCCUCAGAUGAGUUGGACACCUUUCUUAACGAACAUCCACCACAGUUUGUGCUUUGCCAAGAGCCAGUGACUUGAAAGAAAGAAA
This is a messenger RNA of Acomys russatus (golden spiny mouse), 2522 nucleotides long. RefSeq names its product solute carrier family 30 member 1 (gene Slc30a1). Gene Ontology annotation, biological process: intracellular zinc ion homeostasis; zinc ion transmembrane transport; detoxification of zinc ion. NCBI's taxonomy places the organism in Eukaryota, Metazoa, Chordata, Mammalia, Rodentia, Muridae. The transcript is spliced from 2 exons. Gene Ontology annotation, cellular component: membrane; Golgi apparatus; endoplasmic reticulum. Gene Ontology annotation, molecular function: calcium channel inhibitor activity; zinc ion transmembrane transporter activity. The record is from RefSeq and is a predicted model, not a curated record. Bases 48 to 1553 code for a protein of 501 amino acids.